GAGAGAAAGCAUUCAUGGCAAUGGGGUUUCCAUUGUAUCUGUUCCUCCUGUUUGUUCAUCUGGCCCUGUGUUCUUCAUGGAUUCAAGGACAAACACUCCCUCGUAAGACUACUUCAGAUGUCAAUCAAGUCUUGGGCAAGUCCUUCGAUUACAUUAUUGUUGGAGGUGGCACCGCUGGCUGUCCCCUAGCCGCAACCCUGUCUGAGAAGUUCUCAGUGCUCUUGGUUGAGCGAGGUGACUCGCCGUAUGAAAAUCCCUUGAUCAUGGAAAACAAGAACUUCGGGCUCUCAUUGGUCCAAACUGACGAGCACACAUCAGUUGCACAAAGCUUCGUCUCUAAGGACGGGGUUUCCAAUCUCCGAGGAAGAGUUCUAGGAGGAGGAUCGGCUAUCAACGGCGGAUUUUUCAGCAGAGCAAGUGAAGAUUAUGUUAAAAGGGUUGGGUGGAAUAAGGAGAUGGUAUCGGAUGCUUAUAAGUGGGUGGAGUCUAGAAAUGCUUUUAAACCAAAACUGACCUCAUGGGACUACGUUGCUGAGCUUAGCCUUCUUGAGGCAGGGAUUUUUCCUUACAAUGGUUUUAGUUUGGAUCAUAUUGAGGGAACAAAGAUUGGCGCGACUAUUUAUGAUGAACAAGGACGAAGACAUACCUCAGCUGAUCUUCUUAUGGCAGGGAAUCCGAACAACAUCACACUUCUUUUGAAUGCAACUGUGACAAGCAUAAUCUUCCAUAAAAAAGGUAAAAGAAAUGAGACAAUUGUUCGAGGCAUAAGAUUCAUCAAGAGCGACGGGAGUUCUUUGCAAACCCAUGAAGCCUACCUCAACACCCAGAAGAACUUGAGUCCAACAGGCGAUGUGAUACUAGCAGCAGGGGCUUUAGGCAGCCCUCAAAUUUUGUUGUUAAGUGGUAUUGGCCCUCAGAAACACCUAAACAAGUUCGACAUUCCAGUUGCAGUAAACUUAAAAAGCGUUGGAAAAGGAAUGCAAGACAAUCCUGCCAUUGCAUUUGUACCUGACAUAGCUGACUCAAAGCCUAAAAAUUUCCCACCAGAUUCUCCCAAAGUUAUCGCCAUUGCAGACGACUUCAAACUCAUAGUUGGGUCAAUGAUUUUACCAAUUAACUUCAACGCAACAAUAAUGCUAAUCUCUGGCAAACUUGCCUUCCCAGAAUCAGAAGGACAACUUGAGCUGAACAGCACCGACCCUCGCAAAAACCCUUCAGUCACAUUCAACUAUCUGGCAACGGAGAAAGAUAUGGCAGAGUGCGUGAAGCUGGGUAGGUUGCUUGAGCAAAUUGUAAGGUCUAAAUCGAUUGCUUACUUUCUUGAGGUCGAAGGCAAACGAAGAAACGAGUCUAUGUCUACUGACGAUGAGCUAAGAAACCUUUGCAAGAACAAUGUGAAGACCUUCUACCACUAUCAUGGAGGUUGCACCAUGGGAUCGGUGGUUGACAAAAAUUACAGGGUUUUCGGUGUUGAGGGAUUGAGAGUAAUUGACGGGUCAACUUUCCUGGAAUCUCCAGGCACAAAUCCAAUGGCCACAUUGUUAAUGCUUGGACGAUACCAAGGGAUCAAGAUUCUUCAAGAGAGAGAGAAAAUGCUUAAACCCUAGCGAUGAUCGAUCUUAUAUUGAGCCUCAAGAGCUUGUAUUAGCCAUAUAAUCAAAUAAUAAUCAGGUCAAAUGAAAGCAGUAUAGCUAAAUUUUACUUAUUAUAACGCCGACCGGUCCGGUAGCUAGGCCGAACGGUUGCUCCAUGUGACACUCGAAUCCUGAUGCCUUGGAAAAACAGAAAAGACGGGUCGGCCUAUCUCCACUAGUAAGCAAAAGCCUGUAACAGCCAACGGAGACUGAAUUGUUAAUGCAUAAAAAUGGGAGAAAUGGUG
Molecule: messenger RNA, 1879 nt
Organism: Pyrus x bretschneideri (Chinese white pear)
Lineage: Eukaryota; Viridiplantae; Streptophyta; Magnoliopsida; Rosales; Rosaceae
Product: (R)-mandelonitrile lyase-like
Exons: 3
Coding region: 15-1607 (530 amino acids)
Molecular function (GO): oxidoreductase activity, acting on CH-OH group of donors; flavin adenine dinucleotide binding
Source: RefSeq, a predicted model, not a curated record